UUUAAAUCUUCCUGUGCCAACACAUAUCGUAGUCUAACGUAGUAAACCAAACUCCAGCGGGAGCUUGUACAACCGACUUUUUUUUCGUCGUCCGCAACUUAAUUUAACUUUCGUAUUGAGCUGUUGACAAAAUUGCCGGUAAAGCCACACCUGUGUCCGCGUAACGGUUUAUUAAAUAUUAACCGCCAUUCACUGUCGCUUAGAUACCAGCUUGUUUAACAGUUUCCUAAAUUAGAGUGUAAACUCCAUGUGGCUAUUGGUGUUAGCUUAAACUACCGAGUCAAAAUGGAUUUAGAAUAAAAUGUGUAUUUAUCAUCAUGCACUUUUUAAGCACUGGAACAUGACGCGGGCACUAUGCAACUUUUUUCCUAACGUCUUUUAGUCCACCAUCGUGCUUGUAUUGCUUAACACUAACGCCUGUCCUGACUCCUCUGGUCUCGCUAUGGUAAAAGCCAAACUUUGGUCUGGGGCCAGUCAUUUCCCAGGAAAAUGUGACUGCUAGGAAUUCCCCACGCAUCAGCCCCUGUCGGAGAAAACUGCAACCUUGUGUCAGGAAGCACACGAAAGCAGCGGGAGGGGGAAGCUGACCACCGGCGGCUGUGCGGUGAUGAUGAUGAUGUAGCUUAUAGUACCGUUUUGUCUCCAACUGGCACCGGGGAUAAUAAUGUUUUUCUAACACCGCCGUGUUUUCAUGAGGACAGCCACUUUACUGCCUGUUUUAAAGCCAGGGAAUAUGCUGGUGCUGAUGACAACUUCUACCAGGGUGUAAAUGCUCCAGGUGCAGCGGGACCCAGCCUCCGUGUCAGAGUGGGACGAGGCUGCUCCCACCUGGGCCACAGCACUCCUCUGAAACUCGGUUUGUGGUCUCUCUCUCUGAGCACUAAACUGCUCAGGUCACAACAGGAGGAGGAGGCGGACGACGACAAGGAAGCCAUUUUGUUAGGUGACACUGUCUGUGCAGAGAAGGAGCCGGGGUGGUCAUCGCUGGGAUAUUUUAGGCUGCUCCCUGCCCUCUGAACCCCACCGCUAUGACGACUGCGGUGCAGCCCAGUGAGCUGGUGUUUGAGUUCGCCAGCAAUGGGAUGGAUGAAAUCAAUCAGGUGUGCAGUUAUCUCAUCCCCACACCCGUGUCUGAAUCCUGUGGAGCAGGCUUGAUUCUGGACGACCCGUCAGUAUUCCCAGCAGUGAUUGUUGAGCAGGUGCCUGCAGCCGACCUGCUGCAGGUCUACUCAGGCCUGGAGUCAGAUGAGGUGCCCAAUGGCAUCAUGGUGGACACCACCCUCCAUGUGGUGGAGGAAUCAUCCAUUCUGGGGGGAGGGGUGGAUCUCUCAGAAACAACCGUCUCAGGCGCGGAGGACAGCAUGGAGACGAAUGAAGCCGCAGCCGCUCUUCUUAACAUGGAGUCUCCAAACAACAUUUUGGAUGAGAAGCGUAUGAUUCACACCUAUGGCACUCUGCUGGAGUCAGACCUGACAUACACCCCACUGAGGCCUGACCAGAUGGACAAUAGUGCCCUUGACAUGUCCCUAGAUGAGGAUACUUCAUCCAUGGAUGAGAUUACACAAAAGUGUCCCUUAAAACCUCUGAAAAAAAACAAAGUGCGGAAGCCGCGGGCGGUGCGUCCCUGCUCCCCUAUCACCACCCCUAACCUGCCACUCAGGAAGAAAAGCAAAGAGGGCAAAGGCAACACCAUCUACCUGUGGGAAUUCCUUCUGGCUUUACUGCAGGACAAAAACACCUGUCCCAAAUACAUCAAGUGGACACAGCGGGAGAAAGGCAUCUUUAAGCUAGUGGACUCCAAAGCCGUUUCAAAACUGUGGGGCAAACACAAGAACAAGCCUGACAUGAACUAUGAGACUAUGGGAAGAGCUCUGAGGUACUAUUACCAAAGAGGCAUCCUGGCUAAAGUGGAGGGGCAGCGGCUGGUGUACCAGUUCAAAGAGAUGCCAACUGAUCUGGUGGUGAUCGAGGAUGAGGAUACAGGCUCCGAUGCCAACGCUGGCUACGGUAAUCAGAGGUCCGCCAAUGGGAGGUCUAUGGUCCGCGGAGGGUCCAAAGGGCAUGGGAGGGCUCACGGUCAACACCAAGUCUCAGUGAAGCAGGUGAAGAAGGAGCCUAGUGAUGAAAGUCUGUACCAGGAAGCUAAUGGUGAACACGCCGGGCAGCUCCUUCAGUCUGUUCAUGUGUUGCACGCAAAUCAAGGGUCAGGAGUGCAAGAUCCGACACAUAUGAGGACCAUCACUGCUCCUACAUCAGUUCCCAUGGUCUUGACAUCUUCUGGCUCUCUUCAGUCUGUUCCCCUCACCACUGUUCUGGCCAAUGGGGACUCCAGCCACUCCUCCCCGCCUCGGGUUAUUCUCCACACCAUGCCCUCCACCACAGCAGGUGGCAAAGAUGUGCUCACCAUCCAAACAGCCUCACUAGCAGGUGGAGCCAGCAGCCUGCAGGACGGCCUCCCACAGCAGCUCCUGGUCGCCGGCCUGGGCUCCUCCGCCGUCACCUCUGCCACCACCUCCUCCUGCACUUCACCUCCAGGAGUCAUUAGUUCCACUGGUUCUAACCUCAAUGGCCUUCCCCGCCUGGUCGCCAUCAACACCACCUGCGGGCAGACCAUGGUGGCACAGCAGCCCGGCACCGUUAUCGCCACGGUGCUCAAAUCCAGCGAUCUCUCAGGGCUGCAGGUCAAAGAGGAAAUGCUGGACCCCAGCUACUUCCAGUCGAUGGUCAAUGGCGAUCCAUCACUGGUGGCACAUACGUUUGACAAAGAAGAGAUGGAGGUAGGGGAGGCGGAGCUGCAGUAUAGGACUGUGAUCAUUGAUACCAGUCAAAGUCAGGGCCAGGAGGCUGCAAGUGAAACUAUAAUUAAUGGACAUUCCUCCCAGAGUAGCAGCCCGAGUGAAGGCCUGACCCCUGUGGAGGAGCUGGAAGUGCGCGGGGAGAUGUCCCUGCAGCCUGACCAGGGAAUCAAAAGCCUGCAGGAGCUGCCACUGUCUGUCCAACUGCCUGCAAACUUUAUCCAGAUAAAGACAGAGCCUGCAGAGGCUUAAUACUGCAGGACUGUUGCGCACAAGCUGAACCAAAAACAACAAUUAAAUCCAUUUUGACCACAGACCCUAUGUUUUCUUUUCCUACCACAGUGAUCUAAUCAAAGAUCAGAAGGGAGGGAUCCUGCAGCGUUUUGCUCUCACAGGUUGGUCAGUUCAACCUCAGGAUUUAUUGUUUACUCACAUAUUUUGUGACCAUGUGCCUAAUUUUAAAAAUCAAGAUUUAGUGUUUAGUUUUUUCAAAGCAGUCACGUUUCAGAUUUGGGAUUGUAAUCUGUAGACAUGAACCCCAACACACACUCACGCACACAUGCACACACACGCACACACACGCACACACACGCACACAGAUAAAAAAUACUUCCCCCACUAGGAGAACAGCCAUUGGAUAAACCAGGGAUUCCGUCUACCAAAUGUGCCAGUUAGUAAUUUUCUUACUUUACAUCUCACUGGACUUGUAUGUACAAAGAAGAGAAUGCAACAAACCAAACGCGGGGACUGAAUGCCAAAUGGUGCAAUGAAAUCAGACUUCUGAGAGCGAGCAGAGCGAAAAUGUGUGCGUUUUUAAAACCACAUUCACGUUUUUGUUACUGUGGAUGAGGGGUGGAUGCUGUGUCACGGUGUCCAAUCUGGUGAUAAAGAAACCCCACACAUCUCAGAGUUUAAUUGAAGAGUGCCUUACAGGAAGUUCAAGACUCUUUUUUUGGAAACGUCAGAGGAAAAAGAUGAAAAACAGACUAAAUGGCUUUUCCAGACUUUCAGAACUUAUUACUCAUUUAUUUUCAUAUAAACAAAAAAAGUAUGUAUUUGUUCUCUAUUACUCCCGGCCUUAAAAUACUGUGUUACUAUGGAAAUGGGCAUUUUCUGUCUACCAAGGACAGUCCAACAUCAAAACUGUUUGUAUAGAGCUGCAGACUGGAGGCACGGCAAGAUUGAGAGGCACAAAAAGAGAGAAAGAAUACGCAGGAUAAAACAGAUUUUAUCAGCCUCUGCUUCAGAGGCUCUAAGGUUUAAAUCCUGUUUAUAUGAAAUGGAAUAUAUAUGAAUCUAUAUAUAUAUAUAUCUAUAUAUAUAUAUAUAUCUACGUAUAAUAUACAAUUGAGAUUCAAUUUUAAGGCCACAGCGAAUUUAUUUAUUUUGUGAAUUUCUAAAUUCUGUAUAAAAAAGGCACAUUUGUCUUCUAUUUACAUGUGUAAACAUGAGGGAAAAUGCAAAGAAUAUGAACGUUAAUACCAGGAAGCUUAUUUAGUAGUUUUUUUGUAAGACCAACAUUUUUCAUUUGUAUAGCCUUCCAUAUAAUCAACUUUUUGCUAUUUUCUUGCUGCUCAGUGCAGCAUCAUUAUUCAGCUGUUAUAUUCUCUUUAUUGUAGAUAGCCUCUGUUGUGUGUCUGAUUUAAACAUGUACUGAAUGUGCUUUUGGUUUCCUCUUUUCAGCGGACAUACCUCUUUACCUUUUUCAACAGUCAAGCAAUCGAGGCUUCACAAAUAUUAUAUUCUGUGUAAUUCAUAAAGUAUCAGAUUUAUCAAUCAGUAUGUCUUUUAAAUCAUAUCUCAAAUUUCUUUAGUUAUUUGGCUCAAAGACUUAUCAGACUUAUCAGUGCUCCCCUCCUCCUCUCACCUUAUCUCCUCUCCUCUCUCAUCUCGCCUCGUCCUAUCUCCUCUCACUUCUCCUCCUCCUCUCGUCUCCUUCUCUACCCUCACCUUGUCUCCUCUCCUCCUCCUCCCCUCCUGCUCUCGGGUCAGUCGAGUCUGUGCCUUCUUUAUUUGCUGUCCCACUUUGUUAAGGACCUCCCAGGCCAGCCAUCCGAUUGGCCCCUCGGCCCUGCCGGGGAUGAAGCCAUAUUGAUCCUGAGUGGUAUCACAGCUAAAUUGGUUGUAUUUUCCACCCGGACUGUAGCUGCCGAGUGAGGACAUUCAGACAUACUGACCUCCGUCUGCACUGGCACCUAAGGACAGGAGUUAAACGCUGCUUCACAACCCCUCAUCAGCCAAAGGGCUCUGGGUCUGCAAAGACACUCUGAAUGUAUACUUAUUUUCUGACAAUCAAUAAUUACACUGGGCUCCAUUUGCAUUGAAAUCUGCCAGUCUUUGAGUGGGGAUUUGCUGCUUUUUUCCUCUUUUUUUUUCUUUGUAUAUAUUCUUAUAUCUGCCUUGCUUUUUCCUUAAAGCACUGUUGUCUGUGAGAUGUUGAGGUAUGUCCACCGCUUAUGUUUUGUUGCUUCUUUUGUCUUGGGUUGUCAAUGGCUUCCCUUUUGCUGAAUAUAGAAUAGAUUUUUAAGAAAAAAAGUCAAUGUACUAAUUAAAAACAAAAUCUUCUUCACUGAA
Lates calcarifer (barramundi perch) is the source of this 5369-nucleotide messenger RNA. It is a transcript of the gene elf1, whose product is annotated as E74-like ETS transcription factor 1. The transcript has 10 exons. Gene Ontology annotation, cellular component: nucleus. The coding region runs from base 1029 to 3047 and encodes 672 amino acids. Gene Ontology annotation, molecular function: DNA-binding transcription factor activity, RNA polymerase II-specific; sequence-specific DNA binding. Gene Ontology annotation, biological process: cell differentiation; regulation of transcription by RNA polymerase II. The record is from RefSeq and is a predicted model, not a curated record. Lineage: Eukaryota; Metazoa; Chordata; Actinopteri; Centropomidae.